AUGGAUAAUGAUACUAUUAAUUUUGACAAUGAAUCCAUAGCAAAACAUUUGUACGAGAUUAGUUCUGGUGUCUCUAACAUAUCUCCUACGAUUGAUUUGAAAAUUAGUACCAAUAAGAGCUUCGUAAUCUCAAUUCUGGGUGUCAGUAAUCCUACAAAAUGGUUGGCAAUCAGAAAGUCUCUGCAGAAAUCUGGUCUAAAAUAUGAACUAAUCGAACUAAAUGCUGUUUAUUUCAAUGACGAUGUUAAACUGCUUAAACAGUUCCUGAGUGAUAUUGAAAAAAUUUGUGGUUGUAUCCCAACAACCAAUCUAAAUCUUCUUUCCUACAAACAGAGAUUAACUGCGUGUUUGGACAUCUUGCAAAAGGUUGAUAAAUUCGUAGUGCUAGUGCUUCUGAACGCAGAUAAGUGCGUUAAGGCUCAUAAAAGAGGAAAGGUAAGUAAGCAGGUCUUCCUUUACACAUUAGUGGAUUCCAUUGUUGUUAAUUCGCCAAUAGGCAUAAUAUUUGAUAACAGUGAUCUGCUAUUCACUGAUAAAUUGGAGAAGAGGGUUAAAUCAAGAUUCAUUUCAAAUUGUGAGUUUGCCACUCCAAUCACCAAGGAUAGAAUAUCCAAAUUGGCAAUGUCAGCAAAAUUAGAUAGCGGCGAAUUGAAUAAAUAUUACGAUUUAAUGACAUUGCAUGGCUAUGAUGGUAUUACUGUUAUGAAACAAAUUUUUUAUUCAAAAUUGUCAGACACCGCACUAUCUAUGCCGUUUUCACAGAAAGAUUAUAUACUGAAAAUACUACAGACACUUGGCAUAUACGAACAUUUGGUGCUAAUCUGCUUGGUGUCAUUUCAUUUGGAGAUGAAAAGCCCCAAAACCCUGUUUAUGAUAUAUGACGAAGUUAAACGACUGUACAGAUUGGAUAAUGAACAACUACCACCUUUUCAAACGAUAACACGUGCCUUUAUUGGAUUAAUCCAACAAACUGUGCUAGAAUGGUCGCUUGCUGAAUCCAAAACAUUCGUUUCAAUUUCUAACACUCCGUGCAGAUUUCCGAUGCACAGGAUAUAUAAAAGCAUGGUUUUAAAUGGAGAUUUGAAGGUCCAAACUAAGAUGAUCAAGUGGAUAAGUUAG
This is a messenger RNA of Babesia microti strain RI, 1119 nucleotides long. RefSeq lists its product as hypothetical. Lineage: Eukaryota; Apicomplexa; Aconoidasida; Piroplasmida; Babesiidae. Gene Ontology annotation, biological process: DNA replication initiation; DNA replication. The transcript is spliced from 2 exons. Gene Ontology annotation, molecular function: DNA replication origin binding. The record is from RefSeq and is a predicted model, not a curated record. Gene Ontology annotation, cellular component: nuclear origin of replication recognition complex; nucleus. Bases 1 to 1119 code for a protein of 372 amino acids.